Messenger RNA from Aphidius gifuensis, 831 nucleotides. RefSeq names its product decorin-like. The transcript has 3 exons. Gene Ontology annotation, cellular component: plasma membrane. NCBI's taxonomy places the organism in Eukaryota, Metazoa, Arthropoda, Insecta, Hymenoptera, Braconidae. Bases 1 to 831 code for a protein of 276 amino acids. The record is from RefSeq and is a predicted model, not a curated record.
AUGACAAAUCAAUUAGUUUUUGCAAACAAUGAACGUGUUUGUAAAAUUGUUAAUAACGAUUACAAAAUUUGUACUGAGUCAAAUGUACUUGUUUCGGUGUCUGAAUGGAGUGAAAAUAAUCAAGUAAAAAAAUUUAAUAAAUCACUUGAAAUAGAUGCUCGUGGUAUUUCAUCAAUAACACCAAAUGCAUUUAAAAAUUUGAAAAUAACACAGCUUGAUAUAACGUUCAAUGGAGCAACAAUUAAUUUAGAGCCAGAAUCAUUUGAUGGUCUACGUUGGCUAAAAAAAUUACGAUUUUCUUAUGGAAAUAUAACGUUGAAAAAAAAUUUAUUUAAAUCAAUUAAAUCACUAAAUUCUCUGUCGUUACCAAUCAAUCAAUCUGGCCAAGUAUUAUCAGAAACAUUAAAUGAUUUUGAUAAUUUAAAAUAUUUAGAAAUUGAUAAUUGCAAUUUGGGUGAAAUAAAUCCAUAUUAUUUUGGAGCAUCUGGAUUGAAUUAUUUAAAAUUACUGAGAUUAGAUUACAAUAAAAUAAAUCAAAUUGAUCCUUAUGCAUUUGCAGAAAUCGAUCAAUCGAUUGAAUUAUUAUCUUUGACUUUUAAUGAAUUAAAAAGUGUUAAAAGUAAGUCAUUUGGAGAACUCAAUACAACUGUUUUAUAUCUUUCAAAUAAUUUAAUUGAUACCAUUGAAGAUGGAGCUUUUGAAAAUUCACAUAUUGGAGAUAUUUAUUUAUUUUUUAAUUUUGAUAUUACUGUUGACAAAGCUGCCUGGAAAAUUCCAGAAUCAACUCAUGUAUUUCAAAAUAAUACUGAUCAAUCCAAGGACAUCGACUAA